GAAAAGCAAAGCACGCGAAGCUGCAGCGCCAGCUGGAACAACGAGAUCUUGCACAACAGCCGCGCGGAGCUCUGCCGAUGCUGGUUUGCUGCGGGCAGUAGCCGUCCCCGAGCCCCGUUGCAAAGCGCCCCGUGCCACCCCAGCUGCUCGUUCGUGGUCGGCAGCGCCUCGAACGGGCCGUUGGCGAGCCUCGCUCCCGGUGAUCAGAGCAGCCGCCCCGCCCCGCCCGUAGCCCCACGCCGCGUUCUCCGCGCUGCUGCAGCAGCAUGAAGACCUUCCUGAAGUGGUUGCUGGGACUCGUGGGGGUCGCCGUUGUCGUCACGGUGAUCGCCGUGCCGCUGGCUCUGCUCACCGGCAAAAGUACCUCUGAGUCUGAUUCACGAAGAACAUAUACCCUAGAGAAUUACUUGAACAAUGACUAUGUGUACAAAACACAUAAUUUGCAAUGGAUUUCAGGAAAUCAAUAUCUGCACAAAACACCUCAUGGGAACAUUCUCCGUUUUGAUGCUGAAACUGGAACAUCCUCAGUAGUCUUGUUAAAUACAACAAUGAGCACAUAUGAGGCAACAACAGCUAUAUUGUCCGCUGACCAGAGGUUUGCUCUUCUGCAGUACAAGUAUGAAAAGUUGUGGAGGCAUUCCUACACAGCUUCAUAUCACAUCUAUGAUUUCAAUACAAGCUCCAUCUUAGAUGGUGCACUACUACAUAAUGACACGCAAUAUAUAUCCUGGUCACCUGUUGGUCACAAAUUGGCAUAUGUUUGGAAUAAUAAUAUUUAUAUAAAAGCUUCACCAACAGCAGCACCUGUGCAAAUCACUAGCAAUGGAGAAGAAAAUAAAAUCUUCAAUGGAAUACCAGAUUGGGUUUAUGAAGAGGAAAUGUUUGGCAGCCAUUCUGCUCUCUGGUGGUCUCCAAAUGGCAAUUUUGUGGCAUAUGCAGCAUUUAAUGAUACAGAAGUUCCUGUUAUAGAGUAUUCCUUUUAUUCUGAAGACACCUUGCAGUAUCCUAAGACCAUUAGAAUCCCUUAUCCCAAGGCAGGAGCUAAAAAUCCAACAGUGCAAUUCUUCAUUGUGGAUGUCCAAAUGCUUCCUGUUUUUAACACUACUGAAAUUUCUCCACCUGCAGAAAUAAAAUCUGGUGAUCAUUAUUUGAGCGUUGUAACAUGGGUAACAGAUGAAAGGAUCUGUCUGCAGUGGCUCAGAAGAAUUCAGAAUUUUUCAGUCCUCACCAUCUGUGACUUUGAAAGUGCAACUGGAAAUUGGACGUGUCCACAGGAAAAACAGCUUACGGAAGAAAGUACAACUGGCUGGAUUGGCAGAUUUCAGCCAUCUGUCCCUUAUUUUGCCCCAGACAAUGCUACCUACUACAAAAUCUUCAGCAACACCAAAGGUUACAAGCACAUCCAUUACAUAAAUGGCACUGCGGCUCCAGUACCUAUUACUGAAGGAAAAUGGGAAGUAAUCAGCAUAGCAGCUGUAACCAAAAAUUUUCUGUACUAUGUUAGUAAUCAAAAUGGUGGGAUGCCAGGUGGAAGAAAUCUUUACAAAAUGCUCUUGGAAAGCAGUCCAAAAUCUACUCAGUGUGUUAGCUGUGAUUUGAAUCAAGAUAGAUGCCAGUAUUAUUCUACUUCCUUCAGCAAAGAUGCACAGUAUUAUCAGCUAAAUUGUUUAGGCCCUGGUCUGCCCUUGUCUACUCUGCACAGAAGUAGUGAUGAUCAAGUCCUCAGGUACUUGGAAAAUAAUACUGAACUGGAAAAUUCAUUGAAAGACAUUCAAAUGCCUUCAAAACAAUUUGGCUCCAUUACUAUAGGAGGGUACAACCUGUGGUAUCAAAUGAUAGUGCCUCCCCAUUUCGAUACAUCAAAGAAGUACCCUCUGCUCCUUGACGUGUACGCGGGACCCUGUAGUCAGAAAGUAGAUCAUGCCUUCCAGAUCAACUGGGCUACGUACCUUGCCAGUACAGAGCAGAUCAUUGUGGCCAGCUUUGAUGGCAGAGGAAGUGGAUACCAGGGGGAUGAGAUCAUGCAUGCUAUAAACCGAAGACUGGGAACCUAUGAAGUGGAAGAUCAGAUUUCAGCAGCCAGAACGUUUUCUGAAAUGAGCUUUGUUGAUAAGGACAGAAUAGCUAUUUGGGGUUGGUCUUAUGGGGGAUAUGUGACCUCCAUGGUGCUUGGCUCUGGAAGCGGCGUGUUCAAGUGUGGAAUAGCAGUUGCCCCUGUGUCACGUUGGCAAUAUUAUGACUCAAUAUACACAGAGCGAUACAUGGGCCUUCCUACAGAAAGUGAUAACCUGAGAAACUAUAAUAGUUCAACAGUAAUGGCCAGAGCUGAAAAAUUCAAGGAAGUUGAGUAUCUCCUUAUCCAUGGAACAGCAGAUGAUAAUGUUCACUUUCAGCAAGCAGCUCAGAUUUCCAAAGCUCUUGUUGAUGCUGAAGUGGAUUUCCAGGCAAUGUGGUAUACUGACAAAGACCACGGCAUCAGCGGUCAAGCACAUAAACACAUUUAUACCCACAUGAGCCAUUUCAUAAAGCAGUGUUUCUCACUGCCCUAGGAAAGCAAGGACACCACCCUUUUGCUUGUUAGUGAUGGUAUUUCUCCAGAAAACUCCUUUCAUGUACACUGAGCCAGUAUAAACUUUUAAGAGUUAAGAUAGCAGAGGGGAGUCAGCUCUUGGGAUACCUGAGGAUACAAUGAAUCUUAAUAAUGAUUUCUGUUGCCAAGCAACCAUUGCAUUUUUGAUUGUUUAAUCAAGUCAUUAACAUCACCAGAAUGUAUGUAAGUAGGUUGCAGACUUCUAGAAAGCACAGUACUUACUUGAAUCAGGAACUUACGAUUUGAUAUUUCAAUCUUUAAAUAAAUAAAAUGCAUACCUCCAGAUUUUCUACCAGUGUAAUGAGCACUGAAAAUAAUGUCAAAGAAGAACUCAAAUAAUCAUUAUGUUUCUCUCCAAAAAGGAUUAUUUCUAUGAAAAUACUGAUAAAACUUUGAACAGAUUUUGCUGAAAUUAUCUAAUGCCUGAUCAGUGCUUAUAAUAGAAAUAUAUCAGUAAUACUGCAACAUUAAUAAUUUCUGUACAGAAUAAGAGCGUUUACUUCAGAUCCUUGAGUUAUUAUUUAACUGCAAACUCUUGGAUUACAGUUGCAGAAUCUUGCAUGGAAAGCAUACAACCAGCUUUUACCAGAGAUUUUUGAAUGAUACUUAAAUUUAGUGUUGCUGGUUUGUUUCCUAUCUCAGUACUGUGAUAUUUACUUACUUUGUAGGCAAAGUGGUGCUGCUGUGGAAACCUGCACUGGUACUCUAGCAGAUCAUAGUUAUUUUUCUAUGGGAAAGAAGUCUUUAUUUAAAAAAGAAUAAAUAAUAAUAAUAUAAUCCUUUUUACCUACAAGUAAAUGAUAUUCCUUUACAUCUAUUAAGCAAGGACUGGACUGUAGCUCUCACAUGAUCAUGGUAUUUAGCAAACCUGCCUUAUUCCUUGUAGCCUACCUUUAAACUUCUGCUUUACCUUCAGCACUCCAGGUGGGCUUCUCCUGCUAAAGAGUAAGAAUGAUUUUUUCUUCAUUUCACAUAAAUAGUACAAGAGGGUUGCAUUUUUCUAAAAAAAAAUAAAAAUAAAAAAUGUGCUGCUUAAAUUAAUAAAUAAUCAUUAAGUUUUGAAAAGUUGUGUAUUCUGUAUCACUGAAAAUUCUGCUUAAGAAAUCUGUUCCUGGAAUUCACAUAUUUUUGUAACAUUCUAAGAGAGACUUACAGUGAAGUUUCAGUUUUUGUUUAAUGGUGGGAGGUGAUAAGCAUACAGUUUAUUGAUAUUCAAUGUCCAUAAGUGAUAGCAUGUUUCUAUUGUGAGUUACAGGUGAUACCAGGUGUGAAUGAUUACUUAAACAGGUAGAUAAAGAAGAGUGGGAAGUUAGCUGUGAGUUAUUACUUGUAGGUAAAGAGCUGCAAGUAAUUCCUUACAGAUCAGAGAAACAUUAAUGUAUUAUUAUUAUUAUUAUUCUAAAUUAAACUAAAAGUUAUAUGGUCUGUGGAAGGUCAUUAUGAUACUGUUCUUUGAAUCUGACCUACCUUACUAAUUCUAAAGUCUCACUGGGAAAUUGUUCUGGAAUCUGAACAUGUAGUUCUGUUUUAACUUUAUCUGUGAGGCAAAAGAAAGUACAAUGCUAAUUACCAUCAAUUAGAAUUCUUGUUUUGGAAAGCAACUUCUAAGCUAUACAUAAUGCUACUGGAGAACCACAUAACUUUAAGUAGUUUAUAUGCAUAUAUGUAAUUUUUUCAAUAGAAGAAAUGAGCAUCAAAUCAGCAGCUUCUUCUAUCUGGUAGACCUUCCCUAGUCCAUGAAGGAUGCAGGAGAUUAAUUAACAAGAUCAUAAAACUUCCUCAGGGGACCAACAAAUAAAUAGGGCAUCAGCUUAAAUUAAAAAUGCACAACCACAGAAAAACACCUA
This is a messenger RNA of Coturnix japonica (Japanese quail), 4437 nucleotides long. RefSeq names its product dipeptidyl peptidase 4 (gene DPP4). Gene Ontology annotation, cellular component: plasma membrane. Lineage: Eukaryota; Metazoa; Chordata; Aves; Galliformes; Phasianidae. Gene Ontology annotation, biological process: proteolysis. Gene Ontology annotation, molecular function: serine-type endopeptidase activity; dipeptidyl-peptidase activity. The record is from RefSeq and is a predicted model, not a curated record.